This is a messenger RNA of Lynx canadensis (Canada lynx), 1816 nucleotides long. RefSeq names its product WASH complex subunit 1 (gene WASHC1). Lineage: Eukaryota; Metazoa; Chordata; Mammalia; Carnivora; Felidae. Gene Ontology annotation, biological process: retrograde transport, endosome to Golgi; exocytosis; endocytic recycling. Bases 90 to 1505 code for a protein of 471 amino acids. The transcript has 11 exons. Gene Ontology annotation, molecular function: alpha-tubulin binding; actin binding; gamma-tubulin binding. The record is from RefSeq and is a predicted model, not a curated record. Gene Ontology annotation, cellular component: early endosome; recycling endosome; WASH complex.
UUUUAUCAGAUUCUGUAAGGGAGUGCCACGCAAUAGAAAUACGGUGUGAGCCACACAUGUGAUUUUACAAGUAAAAAGAAACAGGCACCAUGACUCCCAUGAGGACCCAGCACUCGUUGGCGGGGCAGACCUAUGCAGUGCCGCUCAUCCAGCCAGACCUGCGGCGAGAGGAGGCCAUCCAGCAGGUGGCAGAUGCCCUUCAGUACCUGCAGAAGGUCUCUGGAGACAUCUUUAGCAGGAUCUCCCAGCGAGUAGAGCUCAGCCGGAGGCAGCUGCAGGCCAUUGGGGAGAGGGUCUCCUUGGCCCAGGCCAAGAUUGAGAAGAUCAAGGGCAGCAAGAAGGCCAUCAAGGUGUUCUCCAGUGCCAAGUACCCAGCACCAGAGCGUCUGCAGGAGUACGGUUCCAUCUUCACAGGUGCCCAGGACCCUGGCGUGCAGAGACGCCCCCGCCACAGGAUCCAGAGCAAGCACCGCCCCCUGGAUGAGUGGGCCCUGCAGGAGAAGCUGAAAUACUUCCCUGUGUGUGUGAACACCAAGCCAGAGCCUGAGGAUGAGGCCGAGGAGGGGCUCGGGGGCCUUCCCAGCAACAUCAGCUCCGUCAGCUCCUUGCUGCUGUUCAACACCACUGAGAACCUGUACAAAAAGUACGUCUUCCUGGACCCCCUGGCUGGUGCUGUAACGAAGACCCACGUGAUGCUGGGGGCAGAGACAGAGGAGAAGCUGUUCGAUGCCCCUUUGUCCAUCAGCAAGAGGGAGCAGCUGGAGCAACAGGUUCCAGAGAACUACUUCUAUGUGCCUGACCUGGGUCAAGUGCCUGAGAUCGACGUGCCAUCCUACCUGCCUGACCUGCCAGGCAUCGCUGAUGACCUCAUGUACAGUGCUGACCUGGGCCCCGGCAUCGCCCCCUCCGCCCCUGGCACCAUUCCAGAGCUGCCCACCUUCCACACAGAGGUGGCCGAGCCUUUCAAGCCAGACCCGGAAGAUGGAGUGCUGAUAGCACCCCCACCCCCACCCCCACCCCCUCCGCCUCCCCCAGCUCCAGCUGUGCUGGUCAGCACUCCGCCACCCCCACCCCAGACCCUGGCCUCCCCGGGCCAAGGUGCCAGGGAAGAAGACCGCAGUGGUGGCUUGUCUCCAGCUACAGUCCAGGGAGCUCCCAAGGAAGUGGUGGACCCCUCCAGUGGCCGGGCCACUCUCCUGGAGUCCAUCCGCCAGGCUGGGGGCAUCGGCAAGGCCAAGCUACGCAGCGUCAAGGAGCGCAAGCUGGAGAAGAAGAAACAGAAGGAGCAGGAGCAAGUGAGAGCUACAAGCCAAGGUGGGGACCUGAUGUCGGAUCUCUUUAACAAGCUGGUCAUGAGGCGUAAAGGUAUCUCUGGUAAAGGACCUGCAACAGGGACCGGUGAGGGGCCAGGAGGAGCCUUUGCCCGAAUGUCAGACUCCAUACCGCCUCUGCCUCCCCCACAGCAGCCACCUGGAGAAGAAGAUGAGGACGACUGGGAAUCCUAGGGGUUAGCCGUUCCUUCCCCACCAAAACCCAGAUUUAGUUACUGCCCUCACAUGGGCAUGGCUAGGAAGGGCUGCCUGGCCCGUGAGUCGCUCUGCCCCUGCUGCCCUUGGAGGAACAGGGAUUGUGGAGAACUGCCCCCCUCCCAGGUCUGUGCCCGGAACCUUCUUCAAGGAGUGAGGUGGCCAGCUUCUGAGGCCAAAUGGCUGGGAGGGGGGAGCCCCCUGCUCUCUGCCUGUGCUCUCCUCCAGCUACAGACUGAAAUAAAUACGUGGAUCAAUAAAGACAUAAUACCGCAAGAACCAAGCAUAAA